AUGCAGAGAUCGCCGCCCGGCUACGGCGCACGGGACGAGCCGCCAGCCCGCCGCGACUGUGCAUGGGCCCCGACUCCCGGGGCCGCCGCUGAGCCGCGUGGCCUUCCAGCCCCCGCCGCGCCUGCCGCGCCGUCCAGCCCGCCCCGCAGCCCCGAGCCGGGGCGCUAUGGCCCCAGCCUGGCGGGCCGCGGGGAGCGGCAGGCGGCCGACGAGUCGCGCAUCCGGCGGCCCAUGAACGCCUUCAUGGUGUGGGCCAAGGACGAGCGCAAGCGGCUGGCGCAGCAGAACCCAGACCUGCACAACGCUGUUCUCAGCAAGAUGCUGGGCAAGGCGUGGAAGGAGCUAAGCCCGGCGGAGAAGCGCCCCUUCGUGGAGGAGGCCGAACGACUGCGCGUGCAGCACUUGCGCGAGCACCCCAACUACAAGUACCGUCCGCGCCGCAAGAAGCAGGCGCGCAAGGGCCGGCGGUUGGAGCCCGGCGGUCUCCUGCUCCCGAGCCUGCCCCAGCCGCCCGAGCCCUUCUCUGCGGCGCCUGGUCCAGCCCGCGCCUUUCGCGAGCUGCCGACGCUAGGCGCCGAGCUCGACGGCCUGGGGCUGCCCACGCCCGAGCGCUCGCCGCUGGACGGCCUGGAAGCAGGCGAGGCAGCCUUCUUCCCACUGCCGCCCGAAGACUGCGCUCUACGGCCAUUCCGUGCGCCCUAUGCUCCGGCUGAGCUACCGCGGGACCUGGGCGGCUGCUACGGGGCGCCCCUGGCUGAGGCGCUGCGGACCGCGCCGCCUCCCGCCGGCUUCUAUUAUGGUGCCCUGGGCGCGCCGGGCCCGACCCCCUAUCCUGGGCCUCUGUCGCCGCCGCCCGAGGCCCCGCCGCUGGAGGGCGCUGCCGAGCCGCUAGGGCCAGCUAUGGAGCUGUGGACCGACGUGGACCUCACCGAGUUUGACCAGUACCUCAAUUGCAGCCGGACUCGGGCCGAUGCCGCCGCGAUCCCGUACCACGUAGCGCUGGCCAAACUGGGCCCGCGCGCCAUGACGUGCCCGGAGGAGAGCAGCCUCAUCUCCGCACUGUCCGACGCCAGCAGCGCCGUGUACUACAGCGCCUGCAUCUCUGGCUAGGCCGCCGCCACUGCCGCGGCCAUGCUGAGCUUCCCUGCCCGCCGCUUCCUGUUGCACACCUGUGCACACCGCGGGCUCCGCGUACCACGCCCAGGGGAUGCUCCUGUCGCCGGAACCGCUGUCAGCCACCCCCAGCCCUUUUGCUGGACUACUUGGCCUCUGCCCACCAGCGAUAGGCAGGCGUCUGGGACUCCUCCAGUGGGGUUUCCUGGAGGCUUAGGCCUGGGACUAGGUGACCCACCCGCCAGGGAUAGUUUUGAAGUGCCUCCCUUUUACCUGCCGUGCGUUUUUUAGAACCAGACUGCAUUGAUUUUUUUUUACCUUGUCUUUUUUAUAUGCAAUAUAAUACAAUAUAUUUAAUGUUUAGUUAAACUUUAACCAUUUUCCCCCAAGGGGUUUGCCAUGACCAGAAGUGUCAAUGUAGCAAGGGUUUUUCAAACAUGAGGGUUGACCGUGACUGCUUUGUAAGGAGGCAGCUGGAGUUGGGGUCCCCUGGGCAAGGCCACAAUAAAGUGCCCAUGCCCUCCCU
Messenger RNA from Echinops telfairi (small Madagascar hedgehog), 1639 nucleotides. RefSeq names its product SRY-box transcription factor 18 (gene SOX18). Gene Ontology annotation, molecular function: RNA polymerase II cis-regulatory region sequence-specific DNA binding; DNA-binding transcription factor activity, RNA polymerase II-specific. Gene Ontology annotation, biological process: vasculogenesis; positive regulation of transcription by RNA polymerase II; angiogenesis. The record is from RefSeq and is a predicted model, not a curated record. Bases 1 to 1110 code for a protein of 369 amino acids. NCBI's taxonomy places the organism in Eukaryota, Metazoa, Chordata, Mammalia, Afrosoricida, Tenrecidae. The transcript has 2 exons.